Molecule: messenger RNA, 1016 nt
Organism: Pelagomonas calceolata
Lineage: Eukaryota; Pelagophyceae; Pelagomonadales; Pelagomonadaceae
Source: the annotation of a GenBank genome assembly
UGGCGCUGGCAUUGUCGCAGUGAUCGACUUGAGACGAUCGUGAGCAGAUCACGGCUAUCUAUUACUACUGCACAACGGCAUUCUACAACUCAUCAAAAGAGAUGAGGUGCAUAGCAGCAUUUGUGCUGCUGCAUUGCGCCAGUGCAUUUGUUGCGCCGACGGCGUCGACGCGACGCAGCCAUGUCCAGCUGCAUGCUGCCGCAGUCAUCGAACCUGCGAAGGACGUCCCGAAACUACUCGAGAAACAGCGAGCGACCGUCGAUGCAUUGAAGGGCGUGGCUCCCGACUUCUCGGAGGUGGCACUGCUGCGCUUCGCGCUGGCGUUUCCGACGCAGAGCGAAGCGGCGACGGCCCUGAAGGAGACGCUCGCCUGGCGCAGCGGAGCAGGCAGCGAGAUCGUCGCCAAGGCGGGUGCGGCGUACAAGGAGGCGUUCGCUACGGGUAAGUGGAACAACGACCCCGUCCGCGAGGGCGCGCCGCAUGCGAAGACGAUCAAUCAAUACAUCACCGAGAAAAAUAUCCUCACCAUGUCGACGGCCGAGGGGGAUCUGGUCUACGUGAUUCGCGCCUCUCUCAUAGAUGAUACCAAAAUGAUGCGUCAAGUGAGUGUCGCGCAGCUGACGGAGUUCCUGCUCUACGUCAAGGAGAUUCACGCGCUCGUCGCGGACGCUAGAUCAGCAAGGACAGGCCGACUCUGCACCGUCGUGUUCGCUAACGACAUUUCGGGAAUCUCACAGAUCCCGGACCGAAAGUUCUCCCAAGCCCUGACGCAGUCAUCAGAACAGUACGAGAAGCUGUACCCAUCUUUGGCCGGCGCGACAAUGAUCAUGAAUCUGCCGUUCGUUUUGCAGGCGUUCGUCGGGCUCUUCACGCCAUUAUUCCCGCAGUCGCUUCAGGACCGCCUCAAGUUCGUUCCGGCUCCCUAUUUGGGCAAGCUCAAGGACCUCACGCCGCUCGCCGGCGGCGCGAGUCGAAAGGUCUUCCUCGGCGAGCUCAAGCGGCUACUGAAGAAGUAG